AUGGUAAAGCCCUAUAGGAAAGAUUGGAGCACUAGAUUAGGGAAUGCCUUGUGGACCUACCGAACUGCCUAUAAGACUCUAAUAGGCAUGAGUCCCUUCUGGUUGGUCUAUGACAAUGCUUGUCAUCUCUCGGUUGAGAUAGAGCACAAAGCCUAUUGGGCAAUUAAGGAGUGCAACAUGAGGUUGCAAAAGGCAGGUGUAGAAAGGAAGCAACAAUUGGAAGAUUUAGAGUGUUUGAGGUUGGAGGCUUACGAUAAUACCCGCAUAUACAAAGAAAGAACUAAAGCAGUGUAUGAUCGGCAUAUCAAGAGGAUAGAAUUCUGA
Arachis duranensis is the source of this 324-nucleotide messenger RNA. RefSeq lists its product as uncharacterized. Gene Ontology annotation, molecular function: nucleic acid binding. The record is from RefSeq and is a predicted model, not a curated record. Lineage: Eukaryota; Viridiplantae; Streptophyta; Magnoliopsida; Fabales; Fabaceae. Bases 1 to 324 code for a protein of 107 amino acids. The transcript has a single exon.